AACCAUUGAUCGAUCUCGAUCGAUUCUUCGAUCCAGUUUCCCUGGCAGCUUCCUACGUCAUCAACAGGUAGGAAUGCUGGGAGGCAAUUACUAAGGAGACCAAGAGUGAGCUAGCCCGGACAUUCUGCAGCAGGCCCUCCCAACAGCAGGCAGCACCAACAUUUCUUGCAGUUUCAACUUAUAGUUACCAUCUUACCAUCCUACCAUCAACGGCUGUUUCUUCACGCUCAUAGAGGACACACCACGUCAGAAUAUCUGGGAGAGAUCUAAAAGAACUUUGGGCAACAAUGUCUAACAGGCCUGGCAGUGCACAGUCCCGCACUGCGUGGGACGACGGGUACGGCGACGGUAUCCGCAAUGACCCUGACCUUGGCAUGGACAGUGAGGGCUACAUGGCCGGCCAGAGCCGCAGCGCCAAGUCCUCGUCCAGCCAGAUGGUAUCCUCCACGACGGAGCUCAAGUCCAAGUCCAGUCGCUCUGGAGGAAAGGGAGUGUUGAGUUUCUUCACUCGCGGCGUUCGCUCUCUGUGGGCCACCCGCCAAACGGAAGAGACCAAGACGAACCGCGAGCUGUACGUGAAGACGACCCUGAGAGAGCUGAUCAUUUACAUCGUGUUCCUGGUCGUACUGUGUGUCAUUACGUUCGGCAUGACCUCGACGACCAUGUACUACUACACCAAGGUCAUGAGUGAUCUGUUCCUGGACACGGCAAACAGUGAAAACGGCGGAACCUUCCGGACUCUGACCAGUGUGGAGGAUUUCUGGAGAUACGCCAAAGGACCCCUGGUGAACGGCCUGUACUGGGAGACCUGGUACAACAACGACACAACGCCCCCUGGUGGACUCGGCUACAUCUACUACGAGAACAAGUUACUGGGUGUGCCGAGACUGCGACAGCUCAAGGUCCACAACGACUCCUGCCAGGUUCAUGAGGAUUUUGAGAGCUUCAUCUCCGAGUGCUACGAUUCCUACGCCGAGAGCAUCGAAGACACCAAGUCCUUCGGCCCAUACCUGACCGAGCCCGAUGACACCUCCUGGAAAUAUUUCACGGAGGAUCAGCUGCACGGCUCAUCUCACUGGGGGCUGCUGGGCGUGACUUACAGCGGCGCAGGCUAUUACAAAGACUUGAACAGCACCAAGGCCGCCUCUGUGGAGAUCGUCAAUCACUUGUUUGACGAGCUGUGGAUCCGGCGAGGGACAAGGGCUGUGUUUGUCGACUUUACGGUUUACAAUGCCAACAUCAAUCUCUUCUGUGUGGUCAGACUGCUGGUGGAGUUCCCGGCGACAGGUGGCGCCAUCCCAUCAUGGACGUUCCGCACGGUGAAGCUGAUCCGCUACGUGACAGUGGGCGACUACUUCAUCCUGGCCUGUGAGAUCAUCUUCUGUCUGUUCAUCCUGUACUACAUGGUGGAGGAGGCCCUCGAGAUUAAGAAGCACAAGCUGUCCUACUUCAAAAGCUUCUGGAACAUUCUGGACAUUCUGGUGAUCAUCAUCUCCAUCGUGUGCGUGGCGUUCAACGUGUACCGGACCCUGGAAGUGGAUGCCAAGCUGGAUGAGUUGCUGGCCGAUCCGACGGUCUACGCCGACUUUGAGCGGCUCAGCUACUGGGAGACGAGGUUCAGCAACGCUAUAGCCAUCGCUGUCUUCAUGGCCUGGAUCAAGAUCUUCAAGUACAUCAGCUUCAACAAAACGAUGACCCAGCUGUCCUCCACUCUGGGCCGCUGCGCCAAGGACCUGGCUGGCUUCUUCGUCAUGUUCCUCAUCAUCUUCCUGGCCUUCACGCAGCUGGGUUAUCUGCUCUUUGGCACGCAGGUCAAGGACUUCAGCAGCUUUGAGAACUCCUUCUUCACCCUGUUCCGGAUCAUCCUGGGUGACUUUGACUUCCACCAGCUGGAGCAGGCCAAUCGCAUCCUGGGCCCCAUCUUCUUCAUGCUCUUUGUCUUCUUCGUCUUCUUCGUGCUCAUCAACAUGUUCCUGGCCAUCAUCAACGACACCUACUCCGAGGUCAAGUCCGACAUGGCCAACACAAAGAACGAGUUUGAGAUUGCCGAUUACUUCAAGAAGGGCUACAUGAAGAUGCUGGACAAACUGAACUUCAAGCGGGACAAGAUCGUGGACAUCCAGAAGGCUCUGCAGUCGGCCGACAUCAACCAGGACAAGCAGCUGGACUUUGACGAGUGGCGCCAGGACCUCAAAUCUCGCGGCUACGCUGACGGUGAAAUCGAGGCCAUGUUUGCCAAGUACGACAUCGACGGGGACCGCGUACUGGACGAGGAGGAGCAGAAGCGCAUGCAGGCGGACCUGGCAGAUCAGACGGCUGCCCUGAACAAAGAGUACGAAGACCUUGGAGGAAAGACAGACCGCCCCGGCACAGGUCGUCGAUCCAGCAGUCGCGUCAGCUUCAACGAAGGAGACAGCGGUGACGACAGUGACGACGAAGACAGCGGCACAAAAUCCUCGAGAACAGGCCGCACAUCCAACGGAGUCUCUUACGAAGAAUUUACCGUGUUGUCCAGACGCGUGGACAGAAUGGAGCAUUCUAUUGGCAGCAUAGUUUCAAAGAUUGACGCAGUGCUCGUCAAAUUAGAAGCUAUGGAAAAAGCAAAAUUAAAACGUAGAGAAACAAUGGGCAAAAUAUUGGAUAGUAUAACAGAGUCGGAUGGUACGAGUGACGAGAUGAAACGAGAACAGAUGGAAAAAUUGGUGAGAGAAGAGUUAGAGCGGUGGGAUUCUGAGACGUCUGUCGGGGCAAACAGCGGUCGAGGGGCGUCGCCGGGCGGGGGGAGUGGUCACAGUGGCCUACGCCCACGCUCCAGAGCAGAAUCGGCGCAAAACGGGGACUUCGAGGAAAGCCACAUGACGUCCACUUUGUAGACAUAGAGAUGACCGGCCAACGAUCUUCAUGAGUGUGUUUUUGUCAAUCGACCCGAUGUUCUGCAUUCCAACUACAUUACAGUGUACUAGCCUGCUUUGUUGAACUAAGUUACAAACCAACUUGUUUUCUAAACCUCUAUUGGCAAAAUUGUUUGAUCUAACUCUAUGUGUCUCUCUUGUUUGAAGGCGAUGUCCAAUUUCUAGUUUAAGUUUUGCAGGUAUCAAACAAGAAGAUAGUGGUUUUUUUCUUUGUUUUGUUUUUGUUUGCUUUCUUUGGAUGAACAGGGUAAAUUUGACUGGUUUAAAGAAAUAUUUGUUUAGUUUUCACUAUUGAUUGCUUUGAGUUUUGUGUAAGUCAUCUAUGAAGAUUGUUCCUCUGCCUUUAAGUCAAGGUCAUCAAAUUGUCCAUUGACAUUAUUGUGUGUCAGUUAUUCAAGUAUAGCACUUUGGGGGAUAGCUUCUGACAUUCACAAAAGGCAGUUGAAAAAUUUUAGAUUUUGAAAUGGUUUAUUAUACUUAAUGUCCAAAAGAUAUGACAAUUUAUAAAAACAGAACAUUUGGAAAAAACGUUUUUGAUGGGAUGGGACAAGUAUUUUUUUUUCUUUCUGCAAUCUGAAUGAUUUACUUUGUUAUUUUUGUUUAAGUAUUUGUUUGGUUUAAUUUUCUCUGUGGUAAUUAUGUUAAUUGUUGUUUUUUUAUUUUAAUUUAUUUUGAUUUAUGUUGAUUGCUUAGGGCAUCUUGCACAUGAGCCUGACUUUCCGUCCAUUUUGAUAAUUCAUCUAGUCACCAAAUUUUGCAAAUGCUUCAUGUUGUAUCCAAAGAUUCUUAUGACUCGAGUUGAAAAAAUCUGGUGGUGUUGUGUGUUCUCA
Messenger RNA from Aplysia californica (California sea hare), 3742 nucleotides. Its product is annotated as polycystic kidney disease 2-like 1 protein. Gene Ontology annotation, cellular component: membrane. Gene Ontology annotation, molecular function: calcium channel activity; calcium ion binding. Lineage: Eukaryota; Metazoa; Mollusca; Gastropoda; Aplysiida; Aplysiidae. The record is from RefSeq and is a predicted model, not a curated record. Gene Ontology annotation, biological process: detection of mechanical stimulus.